UUAUUAUACUUCUUCAUUUACAUAAAUGCAACUACUAUUUACUGCACGCGCGGUAUUGCUAAUAAUGAAGCGUAUCUUCAUUUCGUAUUGUAGUCGGCCCGUGAAGAUAUUAUUCACAUGCAUGAAAUAGAUUACAUCGCGAUAACAGUGAUUUCCAUCAUUCUAUGUGUUGACCAAACUAUACAGAGACACUGCUCUGUUGUUUCGCAACCACGACAAGCGAAUAUCCUGCUGUUCCUACGGAGAAAGACGCGGAAACUUCAUGCUGUGCAAUUCUUGUUUAUGUCGAUUCCAAAGUGGUGUAAAUAUUUUGAAUGUACAAAGAUUCUUCGAUGACACUCGAUAAGUUUAAAGGCGAUAACCACCAUUUACAUUCGCAUCGCUUCAUCUUAACGACUUAAGGGAAUGCUCCGAUCGGACAUGCAUGAAACUGCGCGACAGGAUUAAAGAGCUUAUUUAAUCUAUUUACAGUCUAGGCUUUGGAACAGUUUAAUCGCAAGUACUGGAACGGUCAACACUCCAUUGGAAGCACUAAUGGGUAGAAGCUGAACUGUCAGGACUUUGAGAUAAAGGUCACCUCUCAACACGACUGAAGCAAGUAUGCAGCAAGAAACUGUUCUUUGCUGGGACAAUACACGGGGAUAAGGUUUCACGACAAAAUUAGUUGAUGACGAAAGGGUGGAAAUGAUUGAGGGUUUCUUGAUAUUCCAAAGCGUUGCUGAAAUCAUUAUUCUAGUUCUUGGUACAAUUGGUAAUGUGUUAGUGGUACUCGUUGUUGCGAGAAAACAAAAGAUGCGAACUGUAACCAAUUAUUUUAUUCUAAACCUGGCAAUUAGCGAUCUAACUGUUCUAAUUAGCAACAUUCCCGUAGAUCUGACAACUCGGUUCGUGAAGAGAUGGGUUUUCGGUAAGGACACGUGCAAAAUACUAAAACCGCUGCAAACAAUGGGAACUAUCGCAUCGAUCCUAACGUUGGUAGCAAUCAGUUUAAGCAGAUAUCACGCCAUAGUGUAUCCAUUUCAUCAGCAAAUGAAGUUAUUUCAUGCAAGAAUUGUGUUGGUAUUGAUUUGGGUUAUAUCGCUUGCGGGUAUCACACCCUAUGCGCUAGCCUGCAAGUACGACCCGAACAAACAGGAUUGUAUUGAAGAUUUUACCGAUAUUGGAAUGUCGACGGAAGCUUAUACGUUGACUAUGUUCGCCUUGCAAUAUGUCAUACCAAUGAUUGGGAUGACCUAUGCAUACAACAGAAUUGGAGCCGAGUUAAGUAAUCAGCAAUGUCGAGAGUGUGGGACUACGAUGGAUCCUGAGUACAGACGAGAUACAAAGAAGGUUGUUAAAAUGCUGUCAAUUGUGGUGGCUGUAUUCGCCGUACUUGACCUGCCCAUUCAUAUUGUUUGGAUUUGGAUUGAUUUCUUUAAUGGAAGUAAAGUCGUCUAUUAUCCCUACAUCCAAGGCCUUGCGAUUAUCAUGCUCUAUGGGAACAGCUUUACUAAUCCGUUAAUCUAUAGCAUAUGCAACGAACAAUUUCGAACUGGAUUUAAGGAUCUAUUCGGCUGGUGCUUACAGCCUUGUAGCUUUCUCAUGAAGAUACCCGGAUUAGCUAAAUCUGAUCCAGAGAGGAUGUUUUCACGAAAUGACUGCCUAUCCGUGCGAGAGGAAAAUAGUAUUGGCGAUAGACAAAUGUUAACGAUUGACAAUGACCAGAGGGAGACACACAAACCGAAGUUUGAACGAUCUGAUUCAGUGUGUUCCCAAAGGUGCACCUCCAGGCAUUGGCCGAAGGAAAUAUUAGCUUCGUUUGAGCCUGAUAAGGAUGAAGUCGUCGUUUACGUUUCAGCGGUAUGAGAAAUGGCAGAGAAGGUAAGAUUUGACUACGACGGAUACAUGAACUACAGGUUCCACGCAUUACCAUUGCCGCUAUCUCUUCCUAACCUAACACAGGUAUAGCUUUUGUCUGAUAGACUUAAAGCAAUCCCAUGGUCCUGAAAGUCGGAUUUGAACCUGAUAAUGCGAAGCGGACCAUAUUGGGCUGUGUUGAUCAGCCACGAUUUUGGACUUAGAUGACACAACAAAAUAACACCGUGGCACACCGGAAGAAAGCAACUUCAGAGUGAACUAAACCGUUAUAACAUUUCCUUAACGACCUACUCAAUGCUGAUGCUACAACCUGUUAUCCGCUAUAUGUUCUCAUGCAGUUUACAACUUAUCACAUUAUUCAAGGUUCCUCGCCUAAAAGAAUCGUUGCAAGUUGUGCUCACUAUGGAUGACGUUUCGAAGUGGAACCUCUGAUAUCUUCAAAAAAGGGCAUCAAUCACUAAGUUAAAAAGUGGCCUCCCACCUGAAUGCAUUACGUAUUCUUUCAAGAUCCAAAUCUCUUGCGUCUUACUUAUCAUAUAUGGAGCAUACAUCAUGCCAAUUGCAAAAAAUACGCUUAUAAAAAAUUAAAACCUCAACAUCCAAAUUUCUAUAAUUG
Molecule: messenger RNA, 2473 nt
Organism: Dendronephthya gigantea
Lineage: Eukaryota; Metazoa; Cnidaria; Anthozoa; Malacalcyonacea; Nephtheidae
Product: neuropeptide FF receptor 2-like
Exons: 6
Coding region: 685-1845 (386 amino acids)
Biological process (GO): G protein-coupled receptor signaling pathway
Cellular component (GO): membrane
Molecular function (GO): neuropeptide Y receptor activity
Source: RefSeq, a predicted model, not a curated record